CAUGUUAAAAAGUCAUUUUAAAAUUUAAAGUCAUUUUAUUCUUAAAAAAUUGGAAAGGCAGCUAGCAAAAAAACAAGGCCCAGAUUUCACUCUAUAAAAAAGUGACGGGAGAUAAUCUGCUCCCAUCUUACUAUAUUUAAUUUCUCAAACCCUUCUUAACAUUUUUCUAAUUUUCUUAGUUUAUAAUGAACUGAGGACCAAACUCAGAACAACGUACUACCUAUAUCCUUAACAUUUUUCUAAUUUUCAUACUACACCGCUAAUGCUAUAAUUAUUCGUGACCAGAUCUGUCUAGGAUCUUGGAUACAAGACAAACUCUACAAUUCUAUGAUAUUGCACUCAACAAUAAAGAAACCUACCACACUCUCAACCUUAUCACUUCACUUCCUUCAUUCUUGUCUCAAUAUAUUUCAUGUAGAAGCUAUUCAAGAAAAUAUAACUCAACCAGAAAGGAAACAAAAUGCAGAAGCAACUCAAUCACACCCUCUUUAUCCUAUUCUCUAUACUCAAUGUUUGUUUGGCAAUAAAUCAUAAGAAAAGCGAAAAUCCAUUCACUCCAAAGGCGUUUGCAAUUCGUUAUUGGGACAGAGUCAUCAAAAACAACUUACCAAAGCCAUCUUUCAUUCUCUCCAAGGCCUCGCCACUUAGUGCGGCCGAUGCAUCUGCUUUCGCGAAACACGCGGCCGCCAACACACUCUCCACAAAGCUGCCGGAGUUCUGUUCCGCCGCACACCUCUUCUGCUUCCCAGACCUCGCUAAACAACGUCCUUUCGACCCCUUGCAUUUUGCUGUCUACAGCGUGGAUCAGAAUUUCACCACCUACAGCUUCAACGAAAAUUUCACCACCUAUGGAACGCAUAAAUCCGACGGAAUCGACGCGUUCAAGAAUUACUCCGUCGGUUUAAACACCGUCCAGCACAACGAAUUCGAAACAUACAGCAAAAGCUCCGCCGGUCACAACGACAGUUUCACUAACUACGUCAUCGACAACAACGCGUCGGAUGAAGACUUCAACAAUUACGGAACCACCGCCGCCGGCGGAUCAGGUGAAUUCAAAAUCUAUGCUCAACACAGCAACGUGCCUAACAUAAAAUUCACAACCUACACCGCCGGUACUACCGGAAGAGAACAAAAAUUCACAAGCUACAGCGACGGCGCAAACGCCGGUAAUCAAAGCUUCACGAAUUAUGGCAAAGACUCUCUUCACGCCGUUAACGGUUUCACCGAGUAUGGAACACACGCUAACGUGUUCAAAACCGAUUUCUCUGCUUAUUCAGAAAAAGGCACAAGCGCUAAAGACACUUUCACGAGCUAUGGUAAGCACUUGAAUGAGCCUGAUACGAAUUUCAAGAAUUACGGUAAAGGAAGUACUGAUGCGGCGGAGAAAUUCACGAAUUACAGAGACGUUGCUAGUGCCGGUGAUGAUUCGUUCAUUUCGUACGGUGAAAGUUCACGACUUGGAGUCCACGUUAAUUUUGAAAAUUACGGUCGUAAACCCAUUUUUCCAGGAGCCGAAAGUUUUAUAGGCUAUGCUAAAGGUGCAGAUCUAAAUCACAAGGUUAGUUUCAAAGGUUAUGAUACUGUUAAUAACACUUUCAAGGAUUAUGAUAAAAAAGGUAUUUCUUUUGCUAAGUAUGCUAAUGCUUCUUCUUCAAGUGUCGUAACUAGUGGUAGUUUGGUAAAAACGUGGGUUCAACCGGGUAAGUUUUUUCGCGAGAGGAUGUUGAAGGAAGGGACGGUUAUGCCUAUGCCAGAUAUAAGGGAUAAGUUACCGCCAAGGUCAUUUUUGCCUCGUUCUAUUUUGACUAAAUUGCCCUUUGCGUCUUCUAAGCUGAAUGAGAUGAAGCGGGUUUUUAAGGUGUCUGAGAAUUCCUCGAUGAACAAGAUGAUGGUCGAUGCAUUGAGUGAGUGUGAGAGGGCGCCGAGUAUGGGCGAGACCAAGCGUUGUGUGGGUUCGCUUGAGGAUAUGAUUGACUUUGCAACUUCUGUUUUGGGUCGCAGUGUUAAGGUUCGGUCUACUGAAAAUGUAAAUGGGUCGAGUAAGAAUGUUAUAGUGGGUAAGAUAAAUGGUGGAAAAGUUACCCAAUCUGUGUCGUGUCACCAGAGUUUGUUUCCUUAUUUGUUAUACUAUUGUCACUCGGUUCCAAAGGUUCGAGUCUACGAAGCGGAUCUUUUGGAUACAAUUUCCAAGGUGAAGAUUAAUCAUGGUGUUGCCAUCUGUCACUUGGAUACAACUGCUUGGAGUCCUACUCAUGGUGCAUUUUUGGCUCUUGGAUCUGGUCCGGGACAUAUUGAAGUUUGUCAUUGGAUCUUUCAAAAUGAUAUGACAUGGACGACUGCUGAUUGACAUGGAAUAUGUCAUAUGCCAACCGUCAAGUAUCCGAUUUAUUUUAUUUUUUUUAGAAAUAAAUGGUUUUUCCUUUAAAAAAACAUGUAUCAUUUUAAAUUUUCAAUCAACUAUGUGCAUGUUUAAAUUUGCAAUAAGUUCGAAGGAAUUGUUAUGUGUCAGCGCCUGACUUUGACGAAGCUUAAUCAAAUUAUGAUGUUACUAAAAUUUUAUCAAGUUCAAAUUUACUAUAAUUACAAACA
Messenger RNA from Trifolium pratense (red clover), 2589 nucleotides. RefSeq names its product polygalacturonase 1 beta-like protein 3. The transcript has 2 exons. NCBI's taxonomy places the organism in Eukaryota, Viridiplantae, Streptophyta, Magnoliopsida, Fabales, Fabaceae. Bases 461 to 2347 code for a protein of 628 amino acids. The record is from RefSeq and is a predicted model, not a curated record.